AGUCUCUAAGGUGCCACAAGUACUCCUUUUCUUUUUGCGAAUACAGACUAACACGGCUGUUCCUCUGAAACCUAUAAAAAUAGGAAAGUAAGAUAAGCAAAAUAGCUAUUGUAGGUGCAUUAAGAUUGUUAUGCGAAACUUUACUUUUGUAUUUCCUGACUUGUGAUUGUUUAAAAUUAUAACCUUGAUAUUAUGUGAACAUAAGGGAGGUUGUUUUUGAUAGUUAAAUGCUGAGCCCACUAAGUCUAAAUAAUAAAUGUCAUUUCCUUUUUUCUUUUUUGUGUUUGUUUAAGAAUAAUGAAAAAAUAGGUUCAUUAUCUCACCUAAAUUUAGUGAAAUUAAAUUAAAUUGGGGAUAAAUCCUUAGUCUAUUUACAUAUUUAAAAAAGAAAACAACUGAAAGUCUUAUCUUUCACACAGAGAACUGCAAACAGGUAAAAAAAAAAAUGCAUGAGAAUUAAAACUACCCCCACUAAGAUUAUAAUGUAGUGAUUUUUACCAAUAAUAAGACCCACUGGAAAAAGAAAUAAUUUUAUUUAAUACCACCUGAGAAAUGUCAAAGCUCCAUUUUCAGCAAGACACUUAAGCAUUCCAUCUGCAGUCAGUGCAUACAACUCUAAUUCAGUAUGAAUUGUGGGAAAUGAGCAGUAUGCAGCCUUAACAAUGCAAAUUACCUGCAUUUCCUGAUCUCUAAAUACACCUAUCAUAGCUGAGAUGUCUCUCUACCAUUAUCAUUAUUUAUCUAACAUGCUUAACAAUCUAAGAACUCCCAAAUUGCCAAUCUCCUUCAUAUAGAAAAGCAAUGGAAUGGUUGUGUACAUUGGAGAAUUAAUUUCUACUGCAACAAUGAAACAGGAUUUUAUUUUUAAUUUUGUGGUCUGGAAUGACUUCAGUGAAAAUCAUAAUCACAUAUCAAAACAGCAACCAAUGUACCAUGCACUUCAUUUUCAACGAACAUGGACUGAGUGAAACUGCUUCUAAUUUAGUAGAAUGAAAGUCCCAAAGUUUCAAUGUAUUACAAUUUCAUUUAUACUGAAAUUCUGUUUACAGGCCCAGAUCUUUUCUCUUUUCCUCAGGAGUUCAAGAUUUGGUGGUAGUAGACUUAUUUUACCAUGACAGGUGUCCACUGUUUUAUAAGGUGCCUCAGACUAAUUACUCUAAUAAUAAACAAAAAGCAUAGUCUGUUAAAUUAACCAAAUAUUAAAAAAAUCAGCUGCUGACUGCAACUCUGAUGGUUCAUGAAUGCAGCAUUGUAAAGUAUCUUUUUUUAACCUGCAAUGCGUUUGUCACCCGGAAAUAAUGCUGCAUCAGAGAAAUAAUGUAAGGUGUGCACCUCUCUCUGUGUACCUUUGUGUCAUAGCAACUGCUAUCAAUGUAGGUAAAGAAUGAACUGGAGCUGAAUUAAUGAGACCAGAGAUUAAUUUCUGGCAGCAUACUUAACCUACAGAAACAGUCAUCUCCUGCAUGAGUGCAAGACACACGCACAACAGUUCAAAGAUGGCAUUAGCAAGUGGACAUUGGAUUAGAAAAGAGGUAAUUGGAGACUCUCCAAGCCCUAGGCAUGGACAUGCAUUGACAAUGGCAGGCAACAUAGCAUUUGUAUUUGGAGGCUGUUCCAUUUGUAAUACCUUUGAUGAUCAGCAAAUAUAUUUCAAUGACUUCUACAUGUUGACAAUUACUCUUACUGAUUUGACUUGGGAGAGGAUACCUCAUGAUGGACAUAUUCCUUGUGCCAGAGAAGGUCAUACACUUUGUGUAGUAAGAGGGAAGAUAUAUUUAUUUGGAGGGUGUUCAACCCAAGAUGCUAAAGAAUGUCUUCCAGGAGUCUACAGCUUUAACCUUAGUGAGUAGAAAUCCAGGACUUUUUCAUCACACUAGAGCCAAUACCCUCCCCAGGCGGGAUCCCUGACCUUGAAGCUGGAGAAUGCACCUCUGCUGAAAAUAUUUCUAGCCUCCCCCUAUCAUCUCCGUCGCUGAGGUUAUUGCAGAUUAGAAGGCGAAAAAAACGUCCUCACAAUGACAUGUUUUCCGAGCUCAUGCAGUCCUCCCACACUGAUAGGGCACAGCUGAAUGCAUGGAGGCAUUCAGUGUCAGAGGCGAGGAAAGCAUUAAGUGAAUGUGAAGAGCAGAGGCAGGAGCGCGAAGAGCAGAGGCAGGAGGUGAUGCUAAGGCUAAUGGGGGAGCAAACGGAUGUGAUGAAGCGUCUGGUGCAGCUGCAGGAAAGCCAACAAGAGCACAGCCCCCCCCACACAUCCAUUGUACAACCGCCUGCUCUCCUCCCCAAGUUCCAUAUCCUCCUCACUCAGAUGCCCAAGAAUGCAGGGGAGGGGGAAGGCUCCAGGCACCCAGCCACUCCACUCCAGAGGAUGGCCCAAGCAACAGAAGGCUGUCAUUCAAACAGUUUUAUUUGUAGUGUGGCUACAAUAAGCAAUGUGGCCUUAUCCUUCCCUCCUCUCCCACCCCACCUGGGCUACCUUGUCAGUUA
Caretta caretta (loggerhead turtle) is the source of this 2484-nucleotide messenger RNA. The record is from RefSeq and is a predicted model, not a curated record. Lineage: Eukaryota; Metazoa; Chordata; Testudines; Cheloniidae.